Hevea brasiliensis (rubber tree) is the source of this 584-nucleotide messenger RNA. RefSeq lists its product as uncharacterized. The transcript has 3 exons. The record is from RefSeq and is a predicted model, not a curated record. Lineage: Eukaryota; Viridiplantae; Streptophyta; Magnoliopsida; Malpighiales; Euphorbiaceae. Bases 92 to 454 code for a protein of 120 amino acids.
GGUAUCAACCUUGUCAGUCGAUAUAUCAAAUGACCUCCCUGCAGUUGUGUGUUGUGUAGAUAAAAAAUUGCUCUGCAGACAACAUCAUAACAUGGCUACUAAGCUUGCUCCGCCCCUCCUCACCCUUCUUCUUCUUCUUCUUCUUUUCCAACUUGGCUUUGGUGUCAAAUCUCGCCUAGCGGUGGACGCAGGGCUCAGGUCCUCUAGAGAUUCAAAAUUGCAUGUUGGCGAAGUUUAUGCUCUUAAAGCGGUGAUAUCAGGAUUGGGUUUAGACAUGGAUCCAAACGGGGUUUGCAAAACUUGUGACCCUGGAUUUGUGAUCAAAUGCAAUUGCAGCUUCAAAAACAAUACUGAGUGUCACAUCAAAUACAUGAAAAUAAAAUCGGGCAUAGACUUGAGCAAUGGAACUAUCCAUGACUAUAUUUCUAACUUCACCCUUUUGGAGACUCUGUAAGUAAUAAUUAUAUAUCUAUUAUUGCAUAAUUUUGGUGGUUUCAUCCCCUUACUAAAUUGGUGAAUAUAAUGCACUAAUCUCCCAGCCUCAAAAAUGAAUUUGAGAUGUAAAAUUUAUUUAUUGUUUUAAU